This is a messenger RNA of Oryzias melastigma (Indian medaka), 3270 nucleotides long. RefSeq names its product COPI coat complex subunit beta 2 (gene copb2). The coding region runs from base 164 to 2950 and encodes 928 amino acids. Gene Ontology annotation, molecular function: protein binding; structural molecule activity. Lineage: Eukaryota; Metazoa; Chordata; Actinopteri; Beloniformes; Adrianichthyidae. The record is from RefSeq and is a predicted model, not a curated record. The transcript is spliced from 22 exons. Gene Ontology annotation, biological process: endoplasmic reticulum to Golgi vesicle-mediated transport; retrograde vesicle-mediated transport, Golgi to endoplasmic reticulum; intracellular protein transport. Gene Ontology annotation, cellular component: COPI vesicle coat.
GGUGUCACGUCAUCACUUCCAUAACGCACUUCUCGCGAUAUUAUGUUUCAGGAAGUUCCACGUCAGUACCCAGUGCACUGCUCACUGAAGUCGCUGGUUUGGACCCGAUAGCAACUACUUCCAAAGAUUUUCUGGUUUAGUUGCUUCUACAUAGGGGUGAAACAUGCCUCUGAGGCUGGACAUUAAGCGGCGGCUUACUGCCAGAUCAGACCGUGUGAAGAGUGUGGAUCUUCAUCCAACUGAGCCAUGGAUGCUAGCCAGUCUGUACAACGGCAGCGUCUGUGUUUGGAAUCACGAAACGCAGACUCUUGUCAAGACUUUCGAAGUAUGUGACCUCCCUGUCAGAGCGUCUAAAUUUGUUGCACGGAAGAACUGGGUGAUCACAGGAGCGGAUGACAUGCAGAUUCGUGUGUUCAACUACAACACCUUAGAGCGGGUCCACAUGUUUGAGGCCCACUCUGACUACAUCCGCUGCAUUGCUGUUCAUCCAACCCAGCCAUACAUUCUCACCAGCAGUGAUGACAUGCUGAUCAAGCUGUGGGACUGGGAGAAGAAGUGGACAUGCAGUCAGGUGUUUGAGGGUCACACUCAUUAUGUCAUGCAGAUUGUCAUCAACCCCAAGGACAACAAUCAGUUUGCUAGCGCCUCGCUUGACAGGACAAUAAAGGUUUGGCAGCUGGGCUCUUCGUCCCCUAAUUUCACCUUGGAAGGUCACGAGAAAGGAGUAAACUGCAUUGAUUACUACAGCGGAGGAGACAAGCCUUACCUGAUCUCAGGGGCUGAUGAUCGGCAGGUCAAGAUCUGGGACUACCAGAAUAAGACCUGUGUUCAGACUUUAGAGGGGCAUGCCCAGAAUGUCUCUUGUGUCAGCUUCCACCCUGAACUGCCCAUUAUCAUUACCGGAUCAGAGGAUGGCACGGUGCGGAUCUGGCACUCGAGCACUUACCGCCUGGAAAGCACUUUGAACUAUGGCAUGGAGCGAGUGUGGUGUGUUUGUGGCCUCAGGGGCUCCAACAAUGUGGCCCUGGGGUAUGAUGAAGGCAGCAUCAUUAUCAAGGUGGGCAGAGAGGAGCCUGCCAUGUCUAUGGACACAAAUGGCAAAAUCAUCUGGGCUAAACACAGUGAAGUACAACAGGCCAAUCUGAAGGCAAUGGGGGAUGCUGAAAUCAAGGAUGGUGAGAGACUACCUCUGGCUGUUAAAGACAUGGGCAGCUGUGAGAUUUACCCCCAAACCAUCCAGCAUAACCCAAAUGGAAGGUUUGUUGUGGUGUGUGGAGAUGGAGAGUACAUCAUCUAUACCGCUAUGGCUUUGAGGAACAAGAGCUUUGGCUCCGCUCAGGAGUUUGUUUGGGCACACGACUCUUCAGAAUACGCUAUCAGAGAAAGCAACAGUGUGGUCAAAAUCUUCAAAAAUUUCAAAGAGAAGAAAUCUUUUAAGCCUGAUUUUGGAGCAGAAGGGAUUUACGGAGGUUUUCUGCUUGGGGUGAGGUCAGUGAAUGGUCUGGCGUUUUAUGACUGGGAAAACACGGAGCUCAUUCGGCGCAUCGAGAUUCAGCCCAAACAUAUCUUCUGGUCGGACUCUGGUGAAUUGGUCUGCAUUGCUACAGAAGAGUCUUUCUUCAUUCUACGCUACAUGGCAGAUAAAGUUGCUGCUUCCCAGGAGAACAAUGAAGGAGUGACAGAAGAUGGGAUUGAAGAUGCCUUUGAGGUCCAAGGAGAGAUCCAGGAAAUUGUAAAGACUGGGCUUUGGGUUGGAGACUGCUUCAUCUACACCAGCUCUGUAAACAGACUCAACUACUUUGUAGGAGGAGAGAUUGUGACUAUUGCUCACCUGGACAGAACCAUGUACCUGCUGGGUUACAUCCCAAAAGAUGACCGCCUGUACCUGGGAGACAAAGAGCUCAACAUUGUCAGUUACUCACUGCUGGUCUCCGUUCUGGAGUACCAGACUGCUGUAAUGAGAAGAGACUUUGGAAUGGCAGACAAGGUGUUGCCAACUAUCCCUAAAGAACAAAGGACCAGAGUCGCACAUUUCCUGGAGAAACAGGGUUUCAAACAGCAGGCGCUGGCUGUGUCCACUGACCCAGAGCACAGGUUUGAGUUGGCCUUGCAACUGGGAGAGUUGAAGAUCGCCUACCAGCUGGCUGUGGAAGCAGAGUCUGAGCAGAAGUGGAAACAGCUGGCAGAACUGGCGAUCAGUAAAUGCCAGUUCAGUCUGGCUCAGGAGUGCCUGCAUCACGCUCAGGACUAUGGUGGCCUGCUUCUCCUCGCCACAGCCUCUGGUAAUGCCAGCAUGGUGGGGAAGCUGGCUGAAGGAGCAGAGAGGGAUGGCAAGAACAAUGUGGCCUUUAUGACAUACUUCCUUCAGGGGAAACUUGAUCAAUGCCUGGAGCUUCUGAUCAGGACAAACAGACUACCAGAGGCGGCCUUUUUGGCUCGCACCUACCUGCCCAGCCAGGUGUCCCGUGUGGUCAAACUGUGGAGGGAGAGUUUAUCCAAAGUCAACCAGAAGGCAGCUGAAUCCCUCGCAGACCCCACCGAAUAUGAAAACCUGUUCCCAGGCCUGAAGGAAGCCUUUGCAGCAGAACAUUAUCUGAGAGAGACCUGCGUGGGCGGCUCCAGACCUGCUAAAGACUAUCCUCUUGUCACACCCAAUGAAGACAGGAAUAUCCUGGAAGAGGCUCAAGGAUAUGAGCCCAAAGGCACUUUCAUUCCCUUUGUAUCUGAGACAAAGGACAGCGAAGAAUCCAGCUCCGUCGCUCCUGUCACCCCUUCACAGCCUGAACCUCCAGCUCCUAAAGCACCUGAAAAAGAGCCAGAGGAAGAUGUUCUUGAUUUUGAACAGAAAGAGAAGACUCUGGAUGAGCUAGAAGUGGAUCUGGACAACAUGGAAUUGGACGACAUUGACACCACAGAUGUGAACCUCGAUGACGAUUUCUUGGAAGAUUGAAACCUCAAACUUUCUUCAGAACAUAUUUAAAUGAAAGGGACCAAAUCCCCUUUCCCCAUUCUUUUUUUAUUGUAUGAAAACGUGUAAUAUUGCCAUGUUGACCUACCACUUUUGAGAAGUUUCCUUUAGAAGAAGUUCUGUUCUAUUUUCUAGAUUAAGGUGGAGAGGUUGUAACUUUUCCAUUUUUUUUUUUUGUCAUUUAUUGAUGGAGACCUAAAAAAUUUUCUGUCCACUAUACAUUGUUAUUCACUUUUUGCUUUGUGUUGCCUUUAUGCAAAUCAAAGUCAAUUCAGUCCAAUAAAAUGUGGUUGCUGUACAUA